AUGACGACACUAAAACUUUGCCAACUUAUCCGCAACGUUAAUGUUUCUUCCGUCACCGCUAGUCCGCGUCUCACUUGGUCUGCAGGCACUAUGAAGGGAAAAGAAAUUAUGACGCAUCCCGAACGCGUCAGAUUUUUGUACAAACUGAUCCUGCGGCUUCACCGCUCCCUUCCAACCGAAAUGCGCAUGGUCGGCGAUAAAUACGUCAAGGAGGAAUUUAAUAAGCAUAAAAACGCUGAUAAACAAUUUGUUGGACCUUUCAUGAUCGAGUGGAGUGCUCUUGGAAUGGAGUAUAAGCAUAAGGAGACUUCUGUUAAGUUCAUUCCUGUAGCCUUUGCAAGCAUGCGCCUUUAG
Messenger RNA from Dibothriocephalus latus, 354 nucleotides. The record is from the annotation of a GenBank genome assembly. NCBI's taxonomy places the organism in Eukaryota, Metazoa, Platyhelminthes, Cestoda, Diphyllobothriidea, Diphyllobothriidae.